GAAACGGUGAUAACAACACGUGUGGUGUUCGUGUGUGCGUCGCACAUCGAAAUGAUCCGUUUUCCUACGUGCUCGUGUUGCUGUGAGCGAAAAUGUCAAGUUAGAAUAGGGAUUGCGGUUUCCGAUUGUAGUGGAAUGUGGCGUCGUCUUACAAUGCGUGACAACGAACGUGUUCCGUCCACUGUGAUAGCGUUUCGGGAAAUUGUUCCGUGUGGACUGUGGAGUGCUUUCGACGGGAUUGGACGGGUGCCACUACGAGAAUGAACGGAAUGCCUGGCCGUCAAGGUGGGUAAUUCGUUCCUGAACAACUCAAUAUUCUCGUAAGUGUUGGUGAGGGAUUCCAGUGUGGCUUCCCUGGUGUGAAUGCGUGGUGUCUUAUGGGUACGACCUCCCUUUCUGAAUUCACUAAUUUCAAGACGCCGUCUGGGGUGGUAAGCACGUUCCCCGGAAUACAACGCAACAAAUUCAGUCUCGUGGGUCAAGAAAAGUGGGUAAUUUUGUCCCUGAACAGCUCAACAUUUUUCGUAAACGAGUUGUGGAGUCUACCACUUCAACCGGGGAUAAAUGAACUUUUCUGGCUUUGUUCUUCAACGCGCUCCUCGUUGACUUCGACGAACAGGAUGAGCGUGAGGUGGAGUACACGGUUUCUUCUCUUGCCCCUGGUGGUGGGCCUCUUAACAACGAGAACCUGCCUAGGUUGUCCUGAUCACUGCAAGUGCCUGGAAAACAAGCAGGUGCUGUGUCAGGAAUCCGGCUACGAACACAUUCCUAGCAAGAAGAUUCCUCGGGAAACUCGAGACCUCCUCCUCACGAGCAAUAAGAUCACCAGGGUCCCCACGGACUGCUUCAAGCACCUCAACCAACUUCAAAAGCUCAUCCUGGAUAACAACCAGAUCCACACCUUGGCCCCUUACGCGUUUCGUGGCCUCAAAAAUAUGCUGGAACUCAGCCUCCAAAACAAUCCUCUCACCGUACUUCCAACCUAUUCUUUAUCGUCCCUCUCCGAGAUUCAGUACCUCCACCUCGGAUACAAUCGAAUAACCACAAUCGAACCUCACGCGUUCGCGGGAAGCCACGGCAUUAGGCAGUUAUCUCUCGACGGCAACCCAAUAUCGACGUUAAGGCCUCGCGCCUUCAGCGAUUUUCGCAAUAUCGGCAUAGUGUCGAUGCCGUACGAUUUGGACGGCAUUCAGUCGGACGCCUUUCACGGCUUCAACAGCGUCAACGAACUGACGUUCGAAGGCAUGAAGAGUGACGUGUUGCCGCAGUUUGCGUUUCGCGGCAUGGAAAAAAUCGCCAAGGUUAUAUUUCGCGAUUCCAGCAUUCGCGUCAUCGAUUCCGGCGCAUUUACCGGUCUGAAAAACGUAAGCUUAAUCGCGAUAGAAAAUUCCGUUAUCGGUGCGAUACGAGCAGCAGCGUUCGCCGGCAUGAUGGCUGUCACCGAACUGCGAAUUCGCGGCAAUCGCAUCGCGAACCUCCAGCCCAGGGCCCUGGACGGCCUUUACACGGAUACAGACGCUGUCAGCCGCGUGGUUGUUACGGGAAACUGGGUACCGUGCGACUGUAGACUUCGUUGGCUCACGAGCAACCUUAUGGAAGAAUCCUAUUGCUCGGACCCUCCGGAGUACCUCAACUGGACGGUAGUUCGGGUACCAAUGGCGGAUAUACCUGAGUGUCAUCCCGAAGACUUCGAACCGAAGAAGGGACACUCAGAACAGCAGAAAGUCAACGGCGUCGACGGCACCAACACGGCGUCCAUAGUAGAUCCCGCAACAUGGUCAGUUUUAAGUGUUGUUGUCGUCACGAGCUUAUGGUCGUAGUGGUGAAGUGAAAGGGUGUUGGUGACGAUGAAAGUGAUGUAAGGGGCAGUGCGUUACUUACCAACUGUGCUACGUGACGUGAUGAUGACGACGUUUCCGUUUGCCGUGCUUUCUCCGUGACGUCACUAACGAGAACGACGUAACGGACGUGAUACCGUUCAGGGUUUCCACUGUGUUCCUUUUCACGACAUUGGUUUUUAUUCGGAUGCUGCAGUCUGCCCCCCUCUCCUGUUGAGGCACUACUUAUGUGUCCCGGCUGUGAAGCUCUCGUGGAACGGCAGUGUGGCGGUGUUGCGUUGUUCCAAUAAAGAAAUGUUGCCUACGUGCUGAUACGUACCACCCAAAUGACAUCAGUGCAACGACGCCGGUGGUGAGCAAGUCCGGGGGAAAAAUGAGGAAAAAAUAACGUGCCUAAGUGUGUGUGCUGGCGCAUGCCAGUAAAACGAGUGUUCUGUGCCUACGAAGUUUCAGCUACCUUUAUGCUUCUGGUGCGUGCAACGUACACAACUGGUGGCAGAAGACAGCGAAAUCAGCAUAGUGCAUUUGUCUGUCUCGUCGGUCUCAAGAGUCUACCUGUUUCUGGUUACACAACGUGAAUCACGGACGCGAGUGGAUCAUAUAUACUGGAACCCAACGCGGUUGGCAGGUUUGAAGUCAUUACACGCCCACGUUGGAUACCAGCUCUUGUGCGUACUCAAUAAAAUACGAUUAUCUUUCAAUGUUCAUGCAAAUAAAGUGAUGCGUCACGUGUUA
Molecule: messenger RNA, 2573 nt
Organism: Ornithodoros turicata
Lineage: Eukaryota; Metazoa; Arthropoda; Arachnida; Ixodida; Argasidae
Product: leucine-rich repeat-containing protein 70-like
Exons: 9
Coding region: 378-1820 (480 amino acids)
Cellular component (GO): extracellular matrix
Molecular function (GO): protein binding
Source: RefSeq, a predicted model, not a curated record